AUGACGACAGUUUUAGGAGGCGCGAGUUUGCUCGUGUUUGCGGCGUUCAGCGAACGACACGCGGGGUAUAAGCACGUGUUGGCGGCUAUAUUAGCGGUGUUUAGCAACACCAUGUACGGGCUGUCCGUUAUUUUUUACAACAGCUACUUGCCUAUACUCGCGAAAGAGAGCGAGGCGAUUUUAUCGGAAGGGAAGGAGGAAGAUCACGAUUACGAAAACGAAUUGAGCACGAAAGGGUACGCGGCGGGUUAUUUAAGCGGCGUUCUCGGCUUAUUGUUAUCGCUGGUCGUUUUGUUCCUCUCUGGUGGUUCCGACGAAGUCCGACGAAGACGCGAGCGAUAA
Messenger RNA from Bathycoccus prasinos, 342 nucleotides. RefSeq lists its product with no specific name. Lineage: Eukaryota; Viridiplantae; Chlorophyta; Mamiellophyceae; Mamiellales; Bathycoccaceae. Gene Ontology annotation, biological process: amino acid transmembrane export from vacuole. The coding region runs from base 1 to 342 and encodes 113 amino acids. The transcript has a single exon. The record is from RefSeq and is a predicted model, not a curated record.